Messenger RNA from Effrenium voratum, 696 nucleotides. Lineage: Eukaryota; Dinophyceae; Suessiales; Symbiodiniaceae. The record is from the annotation of a GenBank genome assembly.
GCUCAAGUGGUUUUUCAGAGGUCUCGCUCUGAGGGGACCUGACGCAUCGCAAUCAUGGGCAAGAGGCAGCCUGUGCUGCUGGCACUGGCAAUCCUGGCCUGUGGAUUGGUGGCCCUGAAUCAGGCGUUCGUUGCGGGCCCUGGCCAGCAGCCGGCAAUUCGUGGUCAGGAGGCUGCUUUGGCAGGUGCGGUGCUGGCUGCUCUGCCUGCCAGCCCUGCCCUGGCAACGGACCAGGCUUCGGACAGCUUCAGCAAGACUGAUGUGAUUGUGAUCUUGGUCCCCAUUGUCGUCACCUGGAUUGCCUUUCUGGACUGGGAUGCCAGGCAGCCUUCUGCUGAUGACGUGACCGGCGUUGGCUACCUGGGCCCGACUGUGGAUGGCCCAUCGCCGGACCAGCCUGCCUACUACCGCCGCAGCCCUGAGAACGGCUAAGCGAGUUAGCUAGGUUUUUUCACCGGAAGCAAACCGCGUCGCAAGAGGUGGUAGGCAAAAAACAUGCAGAGGCAUGCUAGGCGUUGCGAGCUUUUCUAACAAGAUGUGGAGAGCAGUGGGCGCACUCUGAGGCUGCUUGCGGGGAACAACGUUCUACAUGCAGUGAAGCGACCCCAGUUCGAAGCAUGAGUGAUGUUUGAAUGUUUCAUACUUAAGUUAAGGGGCCAGGCACAUCAGACCUGACUUUUGCAACGACAAGAAGAU